Molecule: messenger RNA, 940 nt
Organism: Aureobasidium pullulans EXF-150
Lineage: Eukaryota; Fungi; Ascomycota; Dothideomycetes; Dothideales; Saccotheciaceae
Product: SYF2-domain-containing protein
Exons: 2
Coding region: 56-850 (264 amino acids)
Cellular component (GO): post-mRNA release spliceosomal complex; catalytic step 2 spliceosome; Prp19 complex
Source: RefSeq, a predicted model, not a curated record
CCGCUUCACCGAAACCACAACCGAAGAUGCGACAACUACUGCCGAUGCGCCAACCAUGAGCGAAGCAACCACACCGGCCUCAGUAGCAGACUCAACCACAUCAACAACAACCACAGCGCAAGCCGACCGCCUCGCCCGCUUCGCCGCCCUCCGCAACAGAAACAAAUCCUCCCGCGACGACAACCGCAAAGCCACUACCCAAGAAGUCUCCCGCGCCUCCCACGACCCGGCCGCUCUGGCAUCCCUGUCCCGCCGCAAAGAGCGCGCAUCCGAAAAACUUCUCCAUGCACAAACGCUAGAAGAUGGAGAUGACUGGGAUCGCAAGCGCGCUUGGGAUUGGACGGCCGAGGAAUCGGCGGCGUGGGAUAAAAAACUGGCCAAAAAGAAGGCGCAUAGGGAUAAUGUGGCCUUUCAAGAUUUCAGCCAGGAUGCGAAUAAGAUAUACAAGAGGCAGGUCAGGGAGAUGGCGCCGGAUACGGCCAAUUAUGAGGCUGAGAAGAUGGCGGCUGUGGAGAGGGCUGCUGCGUCUGGAGGUUUGGAAAUUGUGGAGACGGAGGAUGGGGAGUUGAUUGCUGUGGACAAGGAUGGCAGUUUCUACAGCACGAAGGACAGUACGGAGUUUGUGGGGAACAAACCGUCAAAAGAGAAGAUCGACAAGUUGGUGGGAGAGAUUCAGAAGGCCGAGGAGGUCAGACUCAAGAAGAGGAAGGAGAGGAGUGGGAAGGAGGAGGACGGCGAUGUCACAUACAUCAACGACAAGAACAAACAGUUUAACCAAAAGUUGGCGAGAUUCUACAACAAGUACACCUCGGAGAUCAGAGACAGUUUCGAGAGAGGAACCGCUAUUUGAGAGCAUCAUGGUAUGCUACUUCUUCAGCAUUCUCAUUUCAAUGUUACAAGGAUUGGAGUGUCCAUGCGAGCAGCAUUAUAUUCCACGCGC